Messenger RNA from Trichoplax adhaerens, 1038 nucleotides. RefSeq lists its product as uncharacterized. NCBI's taxonomy places the organism in Eukaryota, Metazoa, Placozoa, Uniplacotomia, Trichoplacea, Trichoplacidae. Gene Ontology annotation, cellular component: membrane. Gene Ontology annotation, biological process: G protein-coupled receptor signaling pathway. Bases 1 to 1038 code for a protein of 345 amino acids. The record is from RefSeq and is a predicted model, not a curated record. The transcript has a single exon. Gene Ontology annotation, molecular function: G protein-coupled receptor activity.
AUGUCAGCGCUAACCCACACAAUUUGCCCAGAUGUUCGAUUUUUUCUUAAACUCAAUCUAACAAGCCUCGUUUAUCGGCCAAUAUCUCAAUUCGAGAUCGAUUUAAUCAUUACAUGGAGUAUUUUGUUCAUCAUUAUAUUAGUCCCAAAUGCUUUAUUAGUGGGUGUUAUUUGCUUUAAAAAAUCACUAUGGACACACAGUAGUGUACUAGUUGGAAGUCUAUGCCUCGCCAAUAUCUUAUUUUGCUUUCUAUAUAUUUUACCGGUUAAAAUCAUGGUUAUUGGGAAUUCUAUUCACCCAUUUACUAAUAUUUAUUGCCAAUUAUCCCAUAAUGUUAUCCAAUUUGCUUUCGUUUGCUGUAUGAAUUUUCAUAUUUGUUCUAUCAGCUUAGAGAAAUUCAUUGCCAUCACAUCUCCAUUCUGGUAUAAUCAAAUCAGUGUUUACAAAUCGGUCAUGUUUGGUAUCAUUUUACUAAUUUGUUGGAUUUUACCUACUUUUGUGGCAUUUUUGCCCUUGAUAAUUGAUUGGUGGCGUUUCUGCCCUUAUUACUGUCUAAUGUCAGAAAUAAAGGCAAAUCGUAGGAUAAGCUUACAAGCAUGGCACGUAUUUUGGGCCUUCUUGAUGUUUCUGCUUCCUACUAUAGUCACUAUUAUCUUCUAUGUUCGGAUCUUUUUGGUUGCAAAAGAUCACGCUAGUAGGAUAAGAGCUGAAAAUCAAUCCAGUUCCACCUCUACUUCUUCGCCUUUUGGUUUAAAAGCCGUCAAAACUGUAGCAAUCGUUGUCGGAGUUUAUGUGUUCUUACAAACACCUUAUAAUGUCUACCAAGUAAUCAAUGUCUUAGAUAAAACUCUAUCACGCAGACUAAAUAAAUAUCACGUACGGGAAUGGCUAUUUUAUUUAGCAUCAUGGAAUCCAGUCGCUAGCCCAAUCAUUUACGGAUUUUUCAACAAAAACUUACGCGAUGGUGUUAUGUCCUUAUUUUGGCGAUGCAAGACUGUACGAGCUCGAGCAAGCAGUAGUUCUACACUACUAAGCUAA